AUGGCGUCAACCACCUCCGCCGCACCUCAAUCCCGGACCAAACUCUCCAAAACGUUCCAAAGAGUCAUCACCUUCAAGAAAUCAACAAAAUCUCUCUCCAACAAUGGCUUCUGCUUGCACCUCCCUAACGACAAGUUCAAAAACUCCGACCGGCAUUUCGACAAACAGUUGGUGGACGAAGCGGAGGUUAGGAACAGAGCCGCCAUGGAUGCGUUUGUUGCCAAGCUUUUCGCCACCGUUUCAUCGUUGAAAGCAGCGUAUGCCGAGCUACAGGCGGCGCAGUUCCCUUACGAUGGAGGAGCUAUACAGUCUGCAGAUCAGGUUGUCGUUGAUGAGCUCAAAUCGCUUUCGGAACUGAAACGAAGCUUCAUGAAGAAACAGAUCGAUGCUUCACCUCCUCAUGUGACUCUGUUGCUAUCCGAGAUCCAAGAACAACAAUCUCUCAUGAAGAUGUACCACAUCACCAUGAGUAAAAUGGAGAAACAAAUCAAAUCGAAGGAUUCAGAGAUCUCGUCGCUCGAGAAUGUGUUAAUGGCGGCCAAUUCCACGAACAAAUCGAUCGAAUCGAGGCUCAGUUCGAGCAGAUGCUUCCCGCUCUUGGACAACAAAAAUCUAUCGGAUCUAACCAUAACAAAUUUCAUCGGAGUAUUAGAUUACGCCUUAAGAUCCAUACAAGACUUCGUGAAGCUGUUGAUUUGUGAUAUGGAAGCUGCAAAUUGGGAUAUCGAUGCUGCUGUAAAAGCAAUCGAGCCGGACGAGAUUUUCCCCAAAUCGAGCUACAAAUGUUUCGCAUUCGAAUCAUACGUCACUCGUGAAAUCUUCGAGGGUUUCAAUGUUCGAUCCGACGAAGACGAAGAAGAUCGUUUCCAGAAUUUCUAUCAAUUCAAGAAGCUAAAAUCGUUAACAACUACACAUCUAUUGAAACAAAACCCUAGAUCACCUUUCGCGAAGUUUACACGCGCCAAGUACAUGCGAUUGGUGCAUCCGAAAAUGGAGUUCUCGUUCUACGGCAAUCUCAGCCAACGGAAAACGUUAAACGCCUGGCAGUUCCCGGAGACGCCGUUCUUCGGCGCGUUUGCGGAGAUGGCGCGGCGCGUGUGGAUUCUACGGUGUCUGGCGUUGUCGUUUCAUGAGGAAGUGAGUGUGUUCCGUGCGACGAAAGGAUGUCGAUUCUCGAAUCUAUAUAUGGAAAGUGUGAUGGAUGAUGAGAUCGGCGAUGAGCUACGGGUGGCCUUUACGGUGGUUCCGGGAUUUAAGAUUGGGAAAAUGGUGGUGCAGAGUCAGGUUUAUGUAUCUCCGGUCCGGCGAUUAUCCCGGCAGAAUGAGGGACCAAGGGGUUUUUGACCGUUGGUCAAUGUACAGCUUCUAGUUGGUUAUACGGAUGGUAUAAUAGUAUCAUACUGAAUGUAUGUAUUUUUUUUCAGUCAACCAAAUAUGAGUAAUAUUAA
This is a messenger RNA of Cynara cardunculus var. scolymus (artichoke), 1448 nucleotides long. RefSeq names its product protein GRAVITROPIC IN THE LIGHT 1-like. Bases 1 to 1344 code for a protein of 447 amino acids. The record is from RefSeq and is a predicted model, not a curated record. Gene Ontology annotation, biological process: response to red or far red light; negative gravitropism. NCBI's taxonomy places the organism in Eukaryota, Viridiplantae, Streptophyta, Magnoliopsida, Asterales, Asteraceae. The transcript has a single exon.